CUCGCGGUCCGAGCCACUCAGAACGCCCGGCGGCCGACACCCGGGGGCCCUACAACUACUACCCGGCGCCCGCCCGCCGCGCCGGGACUCGCGCGCCCGCAUUCGGGGACGGAGGCACCCGCUCGGCCCUGAGCCGCCUCGCAACUUGUCUGCUCGGGCAGCUGCGGCGCCGGGACACCGGACAGACUCUCCCGGGUCCCUCGCCGACAGCCAGCUCGCGCGGGGGCCAGCGUGCGCCCCCCGCCACCGUCGUCGCCGCGGGGAGCUGUGCGCCGGCUGCCGGCCGGCAGGUGGGCGAGCCCGCGGGCUAGAUUCUAGCUACAUUGGAGACUGGUCGUUUUCUGAAACUAAAGGAGAAGCCCAGGAAGGGAUGAUGAAUUCUUUUUGAGUUUCGAGUCACAGAAUAAAAAGAAGAGUUGGAGUAGACGGGCUAGAAGACUGGGAGAGCUGAGACAGGGAGGGUUUUGAAGUCCUUCUCUACCAGAAGCCAUGAUUUAAACAUCAGCAUUACACUUUCAGAAAGAGUUCUUGCUUGAAGACAAAGAACCGCUUGCUAACCACAAGAGGGGAAUCGAUGCUCAGCUUUUAGCUGCCCUCCCUAAAGUUGCAGAAUUAAGAAAACUCUUUGAACCAAAGACGAAAGAAUUUUCAGACAUGAAAAGAAAAGAAAGAAUUGCCAGGCGCCUAGAAGGAAUUGAAACCGACACGCAGCCCAUCCUCUUGCAGAGCUGCACGGGCUUAGUGAGUCAUCAUCUGCUGGAGGAGGACCUGCCCAGAUACACACGUGCCACAGACCCAGCCAGUCCUCACAUCGGCCAAUCAAAUGAAGAGGAAGAAACUUUGGAUUCUUCCUUAGAAAAGCAGACUCGAUCCAAACACUGCACAGAAUCCUUGGGCAUCCAUGGUGACUCCCCCUACGGUUCCAGCAUCAUGGACACACAGAGCCUAGAGUCCAAAGCCGAAAGGAUCGCCAGGUACAAAGCAGAGAGGAGACGGCAGCUGGCAGAGAAGUAUGGGCUCACCCUGGACCCGGAAGCCGACGCCGAAUCUCCAUCUCGAUACAGCAAGUCCAGGAAGGACCCUGAGACUGCUGAGAAAAGGGGAGGAAAAAGUGACCGCUCUGCUGAGUCCAGCAAAGAUUCGGGCGCUUCCUACUCCAGGACCGAGAUCCCGGGGCUCAGGAGCUGCAUGGCUGGGUCCAAGGACCAUGCCCUCCACCGGCGCGAUGGUGUUUCCGACACAGAGGUGCUGCUCAACGUAGAAAACCAAAGACGAGGUCAAGAGCCCAGUGCCACCGGGCCAGCCCAAGACCUGCCCCCCACAGGGGAGGGAUCCGCAUCCUUCCCGUUCUCUGGGCGAGACUGCACCCUCGGUGAAGUGCCAAGGUCCCCAAAGCCAAUGCACAGCCUGCCCGGCCCAUCACCCGGGCAGCCUGCCUCUCCGAGCCACUCCACAGGUGACCUGCCGCUCCCCGCCGAGGCUCGAGCCAGUACCGGGAAACCCAAACAUGAGUGGUUUCUCCAGAAAGAUUCCGAAGGGGACACACCUUCGCUUAUCAACUGGCCUUCCAGAGUUAAAGUUAGAGAAAAACUGGUGAGAGAGGAGAGUGCUCGCAGCAGCCCUGAACUUGCCCCUGAGUCCCUAACUCAGAGGAGACACCAGCCAGUGCCAGGCCAUUACCUGGCCUUUCAGUCAGAGAACUCAGCCUUCGAUAGGGUCUCGGGCAAGGCAGCCAGCUCUGCACGACAGCCCAUCCACGGCUAUGUCCAGCCGGCAGAUCCCAGUCAUACCAUCAUGCUGGCGACCUCGGACACCCCAGAAAGCGCAUCCGAGUACAGCUGGGUGGGGUCAGCCACCCAGACUGUCACCAAGCCUCCCCCCUCGAAGGUUCUAGAAGGUGAGAGAAGAGAUACCCCGGUUCUCCAUAUUUGUGAAUCAAAAGCAGAGGACGAUGUGCUCUUCUCUGAAGCUCUGGAGAAAAGCAGGAAAACACUUUUGGCUUUGGAGGAUCGUGGGCCUGGGAGCAGCCAGGAAGACCCCUCUGGAACCGAGGACUUGGGUAAGCCUGCGACUAGCACAGUCACCUCGGAACCUCAGAAGGAGCCUGAAAGCCUGGCCCGCCCACCUCCAGUUCAGCAGCCCACGGAGAGGAUGGGCCGAAGCGAAAUGGUUGUGUAUGUUCAGAGCGAGUCUGUGUCCCAAGGUCACAGGAAGGAGGCGGAGCCCAUGAGGAAGCGCAAGGUCCUCACCCGCUCGCUGUCUGACUACACGGGCCCGCCCCAGCUGCAGGCUGCGAAGGCCACGGCCCCGGCUUCCAAGCGCGACCCGGAGCUGCAGACAUCCAAGGCUGAGUCGGAAGUGGGCCUGCUGGACACGAAGGUCUCCGUCGCCCAGCUCCGCAGUGCGUUCCUGCAGUCAGCCAGGGCCAGCCAGAGACCCGAGCUCCAUUCACGGGUCGAGGGGUCAAGCGAAGGCGCUGGCUUGCCUACCAGCGUGGAACGGGAGAGAGGGUCCCGGAAACCAAGACGCUAUUUUUCUCCUGGUGAAAGUAGAAAGACUUCUGAGAGAUUUAGAACUCAACCCAUAACCUCAGCAGAACGAAAGGAAUCAGAUAGGUCAACUUCAAAUUCAGAAAUGCCAGCUGCUGAGGAUGAAGAGAAGGUCGAUGAGCGAGCCAGGCUGAGCGUUGCUGCGAAGAGGCUGCUCUUCAGGGAAAUGGAAAAGUCAUUUGACGAGAAGAGCGUUCCGAAGCGCCGCUCCAGGAAUGCAGCCGUAGAGCAGAGGCUGCGGCGUCUGCAGGACCGAUCCCACACGCAGCCCGUCACCACCGAGGAGGUGGUCAUUGCAGCCACAUUGCAGGCAUCUGCUCACCAGAAGGCGUUAGCCAGAGACCAGGCAAAUGAGGGCAAAGAUUCUGCUGAGCAAGGAGAGCCUGACCUCUCCACCCUGAGCUUAGCGGAGAAGUUGGCCUUGUUUAACAAACUGUCCCAGCCGGUCUCAAAAGCGAUUUCAACGCGGAACAGGUUAGACGUGAGACACAGGAGGAUGAAUGCUCGCUAUCAAACCCAGCCGGUCACGCUUGGAGAGGUGGAACAGGUGCAAAGUGGCAAGCUCAUCCCUUUCUGCCCCACGGUUAACACAUCUGUGUCCACCCCGGCAUCUACCGUCACCCCCAUGUACGCAGGGAAUCUUCGGACAAAGCCACCGCUGGAUGACAGCUCCAGUGCCUCUGAGCAGAAGUUCCCUUCUUUGCUAGAAAGUUCAGACGCUCCAGUCCGAAGCAUCCUGAAACCCCAAGGCUGGCAGUCUUCGGUAGAGGCUGGCGGGAGCAAAGGAAUGUCGAGGGAAUUUGAAGAGACAGAAAGCAAGGGAGUCUUGACAGGUGGAGAUGGUGGUGUUACAAAGUACGGCUCCUUCGAGGAAGCUGAGCCAUCCUGCCCCACGCUUAGCAGAGUCCGGGAAGGAGAUGGCCAUAAGGAACCCAUCUAUGCUGCUCCGAGAAAAGGAAGCCUGGAGCUCGCCCAUCCUCCCGUGGCUCAGUUCGGUGAUGAACCGAAGGAAUUUUCCACUGCACAAAGCACCGCACAGGGGAGCCCGGACUGGAAGGACAGGCAGCUCUUUGAAGAGAAGGUGGACGUGGAGAACGUCACAAAGAGGAAGUUUUCGCUGAAAGUGGCAGAGUUCGGGGAUCCCGCUGCUGAGCAGGCAGGCGCAGCUGCUGGGAGACCGGUCGCUCAGACUGUAACCCCCGUGUCCUGGAAGCAGCAAGAUCCCUCUGAUCAGCCGCAGGAGAAGCACUAUCGGAGUCCGUGUGCAAUGUUUGCUGCUGAAGAGAUCAAAGCACCAGCGGCGGAGGGCAUCCUCGACUCUCCCAGCAAAACCAUGUCCAUUAAAGAAAGAUUAGCCCUGUUGAAGAAAAGUGGUGAGGAAGACUGGAGAAACAGACUUAACAGAAAGCAGGAGUAUGGCAAAGCGUCCGUCACCAGCAGCCUGCACAUCCAAGAAACGGGACAGUCACUCAAGAAGAAGGAAGAAGGAGCAUUUACAGAUGAUAAUGCCGUUUCUAAUCUGCUCUGGCGGGUCACAGAAAGUCGAGAGAGCCAGAUGACGAUUGAAGAGAGGAAGCAUCUCAUCACCGUGAGAGAGGACGCCUGGAAGACCAGGGGCCGAGGGGCAGCCAACGACUCCACGCAGUUUACCGUGGCCGGCAGGAUGGUGAAGCGAGGUCUGGCGUCCCCCACUGCCAUCACCCCAGUAGCGUCCCCUAUCUGCAGUAAAACGAGGGGCACCACGCCAGUUUCCAGACCCCUGGAAGAUAUCGAAGCCAGACCAGACAUGCAGUUAGAAUCAGACCUCAAGUUGGACAGGCUGGAAACCUUUCUAAGAAGGCUGAAUAACAAAGUUGGUGGGAUGCAGGAAACGGUCCUCACCGUCACCGGGAAGUCCGUGAAGGAGGUGAUGAAGCCGGACGAUGAGGAGACCUUUGCCAGGUUCUACCGCAGCAUGGAUUCCGCUCUGCCGAGAAGCCCCGUGGAGCUGGACGAGGACUUUGACGUCAUUUUCGAUCCGUAUGCCCCCAAGUUGACGUCCUCUGUGGCUGAGCACAAGCGUGCGGUGAGGCCCAAGCGCCGCGUUCAGGCUUCCAAAAACCCCCUGAAGAUGCUGGCAGCAAGGGAGGAUCUCCUCCAGGGGUACACGGAGCAGAGACUGAACGUGGCCUUCGUGGAAUCAAAGCGUAUGAAAGUAGAAAAGAUGUCCGCCAACUCCAACUUCUCAGAAGUCACCCUGGCGGGAUUAGCCAGCAAAGAAAACUUCAGCAACGUCAGCCUGCGGAGCGUCAACCUGACGGAACAGAAUUCCAACAACAGCGCGGUGCCCUACAAAAAGCUGAUGCUGUUACAGAUUAAAGGAAGAAGACACGUGCAGACGCGGCUGGUGGAACCUCGCGCUUCUUCCCUCAACAGCGGGGACUGCUUCCUCCUGCUCUCCCCACACCACUGCUUCCUGUGGGUCGGAGAGUUCGCCAACGUCAUAGAGAAGGCGAAGGCCUCAGAACUCGCAAGUUUAAUUCAGACCAAGAGGGAACUUGGUUGUAGAGCUACUUAUAUCCAAACUAUCGAAGAAGGAAUUAACACACACACUCAUGCAGCCAAAGACUUCUGGAAGCUUCUGGGUGGCCAAACCAGUUACCAGUCUGCUGGAGACCCAAAGGAAGAUGAGCUCUAUGAAACAGCCAUAAUAGAAACCAACUGCAUUUACCGACUAAUGGAUGACAAACUCGUUCCUGAUGAUGACUACUGGGGAAAGAUUCCAAAGUGCUCCCUUCUGCAGUCAAGAGAGGUACUGGUGUUUGAUUUUGGGAGCGAAGUUUACGUGUGGCACGGGAAAGAAGUCACGUUAGCACAACGGAAAGUAGCCUUUCAGCUGGCAAAGCACUUAUGGAACGGAACCUUUGACUAUGAGAAUUGUGACAUCAACCCCCUGGACCCUGGAGAGUGCAAUCCACUCAUUCCCAGAAAAGGACAGGGGCGGCCUGACUGGGCGAUAUUUGGGAGACUUACAGAACACAACGAGACGAUUUUGUUCAAAGAGAAGUUUCUCGAUUGGACGGAACUGAAGAGACCUAACGAGAAGAACGCCAGCGAACCUGCCCAGCACAAGGACGACCCGCGGGCGGAGGUCAAGCCCUACGACGUGACGCGGAUGGUGCCGGUGCCCCAGACGACAGCCGGCACCGUGCUAGACGGGGUCAACGUGGGCCGGGGCUACGGCCUGGUGCAAGGGGACGACCGCAGGCAGCUGGAGAUCGCCAGCGUGUCGGUGGACGUCUGGCACAUCCUGGAAUUCGACUACAGCAGGCUCCCCAAGCAGAGCAUCGGGCAGUUCCACGAGGGCGAUGCCUACGUGGUCAAGUGGAAGUUCAUCGUGAGCACGGCAGUGGGAAGUCGCCAGAAGGCCGAGCACCCGGUCAGGGCGGCCGGCAAAGAGAAGCGCGUCUACUUCUUCUGGCAAGGCCGGCAGGCGACUGUGAGUGAGAAGGGCACGUCGGCUCUGAUGACGGUGCAGCUGGACGAGGAAAGGGGCGCCCAGGUCCAGGUCCUGCAGGGCAAGGAGCCCCCCUGUUUUCUGCAGUGUUUCCAGGGGGGGAUGGUGGUCCACUCCGGGAGACGGGAGGAGGAGGAAGAAAACGCACAAAGCGAGUGGAGGCUGUACUGUGUGCGCGGAGAAGUGCCCGUGGAAGGGAACUUGCUGGAGGUGGCCUGUCACUGCAGCAGCCUGAGAUCCAGGGCGUCCAUGGUCGUCCUCAACGUCCACAGAGCCCUCAUCUACCUGUGGCACGGAUGCAAAGCCCAGGCCCACACGAAGGAGGUCGGAAGGACCGCGGCCAACAAAAUCAAGGAACAAUGUCCCCUGGAGGCCGGGCUGCACAGUAGCAGCAAAGUGACAAUUCACGAGUGUGACGAAGGAUCGGAGCCCCUGGGAUUCUGGGAUGCUCUGGGGAGGAGAGACCGGAAGGCCUACGACUGCAUGCUCCAAGAUCCUGGAAAUUUUAACUUCACACCCCGCCUGUUCAUCCUCAGCAGCUCCUCUGGCGAUUUCUCAGCCACGGAGUUCAUGUAUCCAGCGCGAGACCCCUCUGUGGUCAAUUCCAUGCCCUUCCUGCAGGAAGACCUGUACAGCGCCCCGCAGCCAGCACUUUUCCUUGUUGACAAUCACCACGAGGUGUACCUCUGGCAGGGCUGGUGGCCCGUGGAGAACAAGAUCACUGGCUCCGCCCGCAUCCGCUGGGCCUCGGACCGGAAGAGCGCCAUGGAGACGGUGCUGCAGUACUGCCGAGGAAAAAACCUCAAGAAGCCACCCCCCAAGUCUUACCUCAUCCACGCCGGGCUGGAGCCCCUGACCUUCACCAACAUGUUUCCCAGCUGGGAGCACAGAGAAGACAUUGCAGAAAUCACAGAAAUGGACACGGAAGUUUCAAAUCAGAUCACCCUGGUGGAGGAUGUCUUAGCCAAGCUGUGUAAAACCAUUUAUCCACUGGCCGACCUCCUAGCCAGGCCCCUGCCCGAGGGAGUUGACCCUCUGAAGCUGGAGAUUUAUCUCACUGACGAGGAUUUCGAGUUUGCACUAGACAUGACCCGAGACGAAUACAGUGCACUGCCUGCCUGGAAGCAGGUGAACCUGAAGAAAGCAAAAGGUCUGUUCUGAGUCAUGAGAUGCUGGAGAAACCUCUGUUGUCACUUUCAAUACUGUUGGACCAGGAAAAUGGAUGUGGUUUUUUGUUUUGGAAGCAGGGUAUGGCUAGUCCUUUAAAAAAUGUUUUCAUCCGCGUUUUCGAAACCUGAAGCGAUCAGCUCUCCUGCUUGUUUGGGAGUUGUGUAUUUUGUAAAUGUUCCAGAAAACUCUCUGGAAACACACCUUCCACGAUUCAGCAGAUGAUGUUCAUACGGCAUCCGCAGCCUUACGCGCGCUCACGCAGGGGGCCCUCAGCAAAGGCCACGGCACCUUCCAUGAUUCAGCAGACGGUGUUCAUAAGGCAUCCACAUCCCUACGCGCGCUCACGCAGGGGGUCCUCAGCGAAGGCCAUGGCGCUGCCCUCCUGGUCCUGCUAAGCGUUGCCUGUUAUUUUUUUUUUAAGCAGUUCCCUUUAUAAAGUGUUAUUUUGAUAGUCUGUGGAUUCUAAAUAUAUAUAUAUUUAUAUAAACACCGUAUAAAUCAAAUAUGUAUUUAACAAAGCAAUAUGUAUUCAUUCACUUUUAAGGGGUUUUUUUUGGUGUCAAAAUAAUAUUAAAAGGUAGUUGCUUCUGUUGAAUUAGUUCUGCCACCAAUGUGUACCUUCACCCACGUUCAGAGGCAUCUCCUUCAGCGUUAAGUCUGACUCGUUCUGAGUGCUGCUUCCGGUGCUAAGAUGAACAAAGAAUUUAUACUUCCAGGCACAGGCUCUUAAGAAUCUGUGCAAAUCCACCUUUCUACCUUAAUAUCGCCCCCAAAUGUAUAGUGCCUUGUAUUAUGUACAGUUUAUAUACAGAAAAGUUUGCUCUGCAUUUUUUGACGAUGGUUUGGAACAUUAUCUACAAUUUUACUCUGAAAUGGUAGAAAUUUUAAAAAGAACCUCAAUUUCUAAUACCUGUUGUAAAAAUUAAAUGUGUCAUUUGGCGAUGGAAGACUCCAAAAUAAAAGC
Mesoplodon densirostris (Blainville's beaked whale) is the source of this 8179-nucleotide messenger RNA. It is a transcript of the gene SVIL, whose product is annotated as supervillin. NCBI's taxonomy places the organism in Eukaryota, Metazoa, Chordata, Mammalia, Artiodactyla, Ziphiidae. Gene Ontology annotation, biological process: actin polymerization or depolymerization; barbed-end actin filament capping; actin filament severing. Gene Ontology annotation, molecular function: phosphatidylinositol-4,5-bisphosphate binding; actin filament binding. The record is from RefSeq and is a predicted model, not a curated record. Gene Ontology annotation, cellular component: cytoplasm; actin cytoskeleton. The coding region runs from base 655 to 7206 and encodes 2183 amino acids. The transcript has 39 exons.